GGGGCUGGGGCCGGGGGCGGCGCUGGGAGCCGGAUCCUCGGCCAGGCCGGUCCAUGGCCAGGGUUCCUUGUGUCCCCGGCUGGCAUCAUGCGGAUCCUCUUCCUGGCCGUGCUGCGAGCGCACACCGGCAACGCCGUGACGGCCGCGCGGAUCCGGGAUCAUCUAGACGCCGUAGGUCACACAUGUAUUCUGAAAGACGCCCUUGACUUUGAAAGCUCCUCGGCAGUAGCCCACCUAAUUGGCACUGAGAAGUUUGAGGCAGCUCUGGCCCUUCAUCUGUAUAGAGGAGGCAGACUUUUGCAAGGUCAAAGAAUACCUUUUGGAAUCAUCUUUGGAGGAACAGAUAUAAAUGAAGAUAUUAACCAUGAAGAAAAGAAACAGAUAAUGGGGAUUAUUCUAGAAGAAGCCAGAUUUGCAGUGGCUUUUACAGAAUCAAUGAAGGAAAUGGCACUAAAUAAGUGGCCACAUGCUAAGGGCAAAAUCCAUGUCCAAGGCCAAGGAAUUUCAACUAUGCCAAAUGUCACCUUUAACUGGAACACAUUUCUACAAAGUGCAGAGAUUAACCAACGUGCAGAUAAUUUGCACGUAUUUAUUUUGAUAUGUGGACUUAGACGAGUCAAAGAUCCUCUUUAUUUGGUGGAUGCUUUCUCAGAGUGGCACCGAGAAGAGCCCAAUGUUUACAUGGUUAUUGUGGGACCUGAAGUUGAUCCAGUGUUUACAAGAGAAGUGAAAGCCAGAGUGAAAAGGGCAGCUGGGGUACAACUGAUAGGGGAGAUGUCUCGAGAAGAUCUUCACGCCAUUGUGAAAAAUUGCUUCGCUGUUGUGAAUAGCUCCAUUUCAGAAGGAAUGUCGGCUGCAGUUCUGGAGGCAAUGGACCUGGAAGUUCCUGUGUUGGUAAGAAACAUCCCUGGCAAUGCAGCCAUUGUUAAACAUGAAGAGACAGGAUUAUUGUUCUCCCAUCCUCAGGAAUUUGUUCAGCUGGCCACCAGACUGGUCAAUGAUCCUGCAUUAGAAAAGAAAAUCGUGACAAAAGGAAAAGAAUAUGUCAGAUUGUGUCAUUCAUGGAAAUCUGAAAAAGACACCUAUCAAAAUCUUAUGCGGAAACUUCAAUGAAUCAUCAAGUAUUAGGAAAAUGUGCAUGGCAUCCAUUAUGUGUCACUUCAAGUCAAUUACAAACCACAACCCGCUGGUGUUACAUCCAGACCUGGUUUUAAGUCAGUGGGGUCCAUUUCAGUAAAAUCAGACAUGUUUCAUUGGAAUCUUAGAGGGAGCCAGAUGUUCAGUCAUGGAAUGGGCAUUCAAACUCUAAAGUUAGACAUCCAUCCAGUAUUUUACUACUGUGCUGUCAAGUAACAUCUACAGUGAAUUGUAUCAACCGAUUGUGAUGGAAAUUCAGAAGCUAAUUUCAGAGGAACUGGUUUUUAGGAGAACUGGGGUUUACAGAAUCUGUCCCAGCAGAGCAUAGUUAUAGAUUUCAGGCAGACAAACCUCCGAUGCACACAUACUCAACACCCCCUGCCCCACCUCAUUCAUACAUCUUUUUUUUUUAAUUUAUGGAAUAAAACAGGCAUUUCCAUAACAUGGUACAAUAAAAAAGAUGAUUGCACAUGAAAUUGCAAAUCUACUAUGCACAACUUGCUAUUCCUUUCAAAUAUACAACAAAAUUAUCAUGUAAAUUUCUUUUUUUUUCUUCCUCCCCCUCCACCCCCCCUUCCUAGAGAUGGCUACCGUUAGGUUGGCCAAUAAACAACAGCAUUUUUUAAAGUGGGAAGAAAACCUUAAGGGAAAAAAUGUCCUUUAUGGUCUUUUUUGUAAAGUGAAUUAAAUUCGUAUUUUGGCAUUUAAAUCUUAGGAAUGCAGAUACAAAGUGAGGUUUGAAAUACUAGAUAUAAGGACUGGCAAUCUGUUGGUUGGUUUGUACUUAGUGUUUUGAAGACCUGCGGGUGGACUUCCUCUACUAAUGAUCCCUUGUGGCUUGGAGACGAUUUUGAGGUUCUCUGAGGACCACCCCAGGUUCGGAGAGGCCCAUCAGAUUGGCUUCAGGAUGCUGCAUGUUUUGGCCAAGCCAGUCACGAGGGCCAUCUACUAAAUCUUGGAUGGGGUGUGAUCUGUGCCUGGGGAGGGAGUGCUCUUACUCGUGAAAUCCCAGAUCUUAGAAGCAUUGAAGUGAGAUACACUAUCCAUAACACUCAAAACAGUGAUAUGAAAUGGUUCAUUGCUCAGGCAUCUAGUAACUCAUCAGUUACGUAAAGGUAAAGUUAUAUAAAAGGUGCCAACCAGAGUCCAGAGGAAAGCAACAAAACUCAGAAUAGUUGACUUGUUCCAGUUCGAGGGGCUGAAGAAGAUUGAGCCUUGGAAGAGGCCGUGGGAUCUGAAAUAGCCUAGAGUUGCCCUCAGUCUGGAAGAGGCUGAUCUGGGGUACACAAGGCCUGUGCCUCCCUUUCCCCCAGGAUUGAGGAGGCUAUCUGGGUCCAAUUCAGAACUUCCUUCUCCUACCCACCCUCAGGACCAUGGCAGACACAGGCGGCCCAUGUUGGCAAGAAAACCAUAUCCUGUUUGUUACAUGCAUUGUUCAACUUAACUCUUUUGAUUGUGCCAUAUCUUCAAUAUCAUCAUCAAUAUAUUUUAGGGAUAGGAAUGGGACCUGUGAUUUCACUGGGAUAGAGAACUCCCAGGGGUAGAAAUUACCCCUAGUAAUUCAUGUGGCAGCUGCCCCGUACCUUAAUGUGCUUUAAUGUCAGAGAGGUUAGAGGUUGUGACUGGUUCAUGGUAAAAGCCAGCUGUCUGAGGCAGGAGGUGAACCCUACUCUUUCUGGUUUUUGUGACUGUUCCCUAUCCAUUCUGCUACACUGCCUUUGUGUUAAUACAUAUGAAUCCUUUAUAGUCAUGUUCCUUAACCAGCAACCAUGAACAGUUAGUAUUUAUAGAGCACUUUCAGAUUUGUAAAGUGCUUUAAAUAUAUUUUCUCAAUCCUUACAACAAGCCUUGCGAGGUCAAUGCUUUUUACAGAUUAGAUGACUGAGGCUGAAAGAGUUAAAUGACUUUCCCAAGGUCAUGGAGAUAGUAUCUGAGUCAGGAUUCAAACUCAGGUCUUCCCAGCUCCUAAAUUUGUGAUUCCCGUCUCCUACCUGCCUCUGAAUUUGCCUUGAAAAAUCCCUGUCAUAGAUAGCUGUCUGUUUAUUUGCAUGGAUGUGCUGUCAUCUCCUAAUUAAGGGGGAGGGAACAAAACUAUCAAUUACAACCCAUGGUGUAGGCACUCAAGGCUUUCUGUAGAAAGGGAGAGAAAAGUAGGCAAAUGUUAUCUGAUGCCAUCCAUGUCCCGUUUGAGAAGGUCUUUUGUUUAAAGAGGUUUUGCUUCUGCGAUGCCUUCCAGGAGUGAUCAGAGCUGACUGUGCUCUAACAUGCAGGUUAGGAUCUUAUGGAUUCAUGGCUUUUCAGUCUUUCUAUUUUUAAAAUAAUCGGUUAAAACUAUAUCUGUUUUGAAAUUUUAAAAAUAGAUCUCAAAGCAAAGAUAUUCCAAUAACAGCUUGCAAAUCAGAGGAAGGUGUUUCCCUUUCCUACUCAGCCCUUUGGUAUAACAUUCUGCCAUCUUUAUCUCAGGUGUUUCUUCUGAACACAGUCCCAUUCCCCAAAGGCCUUUGCUGGUGAGUGGCGGGGUCUCUGCAGAACUGAAAACAUCUGCUUAGAGCCUUUGGCAGAGGGCUUUACAGCAACCUCCACUUUAUCUAAGGGUCUUAGGGGCUUGAGAAGCCAUGGCUGUGGCCAGAGAUAGGAUGGCAAAGCCCAUCAGCUGUAUUCAGGCAGUGAGUAUCCAGUGUGUCGAUGUGACUGAAUGCACCUGAAUCUGGCUUGAGCAAAAUGGCCCAAAUAGGAGGGACCACUGUAUCUUGCGUUCAUUUCUCUACUGUCAAGUGUUGCUGCUAUUAUAAAAUGCUGAUUGUUUGGAAA
Trichosurus vulpecula (common brushtail) is the source of this 3948-nucleotide messenger RNA. RefSeq names its product glycosyltransferase 1 domain containing 1 (gene GLT1D1). The record is from RefSeq and is a predicted model, not a curated record. The transcript has 12 exons. Gene Ontology annotation, molecular function: glycosyltransferase activity. Lineage: Eukaryota; Metazoa; Chordata; Mammalia; Diprotodontia; Phalangeridae. Bases 88 to 1113 code for a protein of 341 amino acids.